Molecule: messenger RNA, 6390 nt
Organism: Carcharodon carcharias (great white shark)
Lineage: Eukaryota; Metazoa; Chordata; Chondrichthyes; Lamniformes; Lamnidae
Gene: zbtb41
Product: zinc finger and BTB domain containing 41
Exons: 11
Coding region: 331-3051 (906 amino acids)
Biological process (GO): regulation of transcription by RNA polymerase II
Cellular component (GO): nucleus
Molecular function (GO): RNA polymerase II transcription regulatory region sequence-specific DNA binding; protein binding; DNA-binding transcription factor activity, RNA polymerase II-specific
Source: RefSeq, a predicted model, not a curated record
CCAGGGGGGGUCAGUCUGCAAAGCAGAGCGGGCUCAGUUAGAGUGUCCCCCUCGGAUUUAGUGUGACAAAUUGCACAGCAGUCUCUCACCUAUGGGCUGGCUCUUCCCGACGCAAUGACUUGACAAGACAAGAGUUUUGAUAUCAGCAGAAGGCCUGAAGAAUAUUGCAACCAUGCUAAGAAGAUUGUGCAAUAUGAGAUCAUCCAGUAUCAGAAAGAGUUACAAGCAAACUUUAUAUUGAAAGAACGCAUUUUUGUUCUACAAUGAUGUUCCACUUUCUGACAGCAGACUGAUAAAAGUCAUACAGCUGCUGCAUUUUUCAUAACCACCAUGUCUUAUAAAACUAGUUCAAGUUUAACUGGAGCACAUGGCAAAGAAGUUUUCUUAGAUUUACAGACCGCAAAAUUUGAAAAUCUCUGCCAUGGUCCCAGAUCGAUACAAGGCCUUUCAAAUGUUGCAGACAAUCUCGAUAUCCCUUUAGGACCAUCCUCGCCAAUCGUACAUCUGAGGUCACUGCUGCAUAACAAAAAUCUGUUGAAAUAUAUGAAUGAUGAUCGACUCAAGCAGUCACCUUUCUGUGAUUUAAUUAUCAUGGUAGAAGGAAAGCAUUUUUGUGCCCAUAAGGUGGUUGUUGCAGUGGGUAGCAGUUAUUUCCAUGCUUGUUUAAGCAAAAACCCAAACACGGAUAGCAUCCAAUUGGACCAUGUAAGUUACUAUGUUUUCCAUCAUUUGUUGGAAUUUCUGUACACGUCUGAAUUCUUUAUACAGGAAAAUGACAUCCCUUCAGUUUUGGAAGCGGCGCAGUUUCUAGACAUUAUAGAUGCAGUUAAAUUGUUGACUGGUAAUGAAAAUAUGUCUAGGUCAACCCAAACAGAAUUGUUUACUGAAAAUGACCAGUGUUUGGAAGAAAAGAAUUCUCUUGAACCUACUGCCAAAUUACAAAAUGUAUGCACAUUCUGCAGUAAAAGUUUCUGUUAUAAAAAAUCCCUAGAAAACCAUAUAGCUAAAGCACAUGGUGCCAAUUCUGUCGUGCAAGAAGAAAGUGCUGACAUCGCAACAAUUGAACUUUGUACAAGGAGGUGGUCAACUCGUACUCGCAAGUGUCCAGCAAAGUUUGAGAGUAAAAGUAAUGAUGAAAACACAGAUGUGUCUGAAGAUGAAUAUUCCAGUAAACUUGGUGAUGACACACACAAGCAUGAUGAUUAUGAAGGUAUAGAAAGUGACGAUGAAAUAGAAAGAGUUGAAGUAAAGUUUGAAGAAGAAAUAGAAAAGGAGGAAGAAAUUGAAAGGGAGGAUGAGAAUGAUGAAGAAACUGAUGAAGAUGAGGCUCUCGAUGCAGAAGAAAUUGAGCAAAAUGUUCCUAAGGGACUAGAUCCAGUCAUUUCGCAGACUGGGAACAAGAAAACACUCCAGUGUCCUAAAUGUGAUAAAAGUUUUGAUCGAAUAGGAAAAUAUGAAUGCCAUACUCGUGUGCAUACAGGGGAAAAACCUUUUGAAUGUGAUAUUUGUAAUCAGUAUUACUCCACCAAAUCCAACUUGACUGCUCACAGAAAGAAGCAUAAUGCACAAACUGCUAUUCAAAGAAAAGAACAAAAAUGCCCAUUCUGUAACAAGCUACAUGCAAGCAAAAAAACAUUAGCAAAGCAUGUGAGGAGAUUCCAUCCUGCUAAUAUACAAGAGUUUUUUGCUGUCAAAAAGAAGAAGAGUGAAGCCUGGAAGUGUGAAGUAUGUAACAAAACCUUCACACGGAGACCUCAUCUUGAGGAGCACAUGAUCCUUCACACACAGGAUAAACCAUUCAAAUGUAGUUACUGUGAGGAACAUUUCAAAUCAAGAUUUGCAAGACUGAAACAUCAGGAAAAAUUUCAUCUGGGGCCUUUUCCAUGUGAUAUUUGUGGUCGCCAGUUUAAUGAUACUGGGAACCUUAAGCGUCAUAUUGAAUGCACUCAUGGAGGAAAAAGAAAGUGGACUUGUUUUAUUUGUGGGAAAUCUGUAAGGGAAAGAACUACAUUAAAAGAGCAUCUUCGGAUCCAUAGUGGGGAAAAGCCACAUCUGUGCAGCAUUUGUGGACAGAGCUUCCGGCAUGGUAGUUCGUACAGACUACAUCUCCGGGUGCACCAUGAUGACAAGCGCUAUGAAUGUGAAGAAUGUGGGAAAACCUUUAUUCGCCAUGACCAUCUCACAAAACACCGAAAAACCCAUUCAGGAGAAAAAGCUCAUCAGUGUGAAGAAUGUGGAAAGUGUUUUGGCCGUCGGGAUCAUCUCAGUGUUCACUAUAGAAGUGUCCAUUUGGGAGAAAAAGUCUGGCAGAAGUACAAAGCUACUCUUCACCAAUGUGGAGUAUGCAAAAAAGAAUUCAAAGGGAAGUCGAGCUUGGAUAUGCAUUUUAGGACACAUUCAGGUGAAAAACCCUAUAAAUGCCAAGUUUGUAACCAAGCGUUUCGAAUUAAGAAGACUUUAACAAAACACAUGGUUAUUCAUUCUGAUGCCCGUCCCUUCAACUGUCAUCAUUGCAAUGCAACGUUCAAACGGAAAGACAAGCUAAAAUAUCAUAUGGAUCAUGUUCAUGGCACCAAGUCUCCAGAACAGUCAAUUGUGGCUGCUUCUGAAAUGAAAAUGGUAUCCCAGCAAUUGCUGUAUGCACAAGAUGGCAAAAUGUACCAAACAGAUGCAAAAUCGUAUUUGGAUCAAAAUAAGGUUUACCAAGGCGAUGGCAAAACAGCAAUUCAGAACGUUCAUGGAGAUGUAACACUUGUACCAGUACGGAUUGCUGAUAGUACUGUUCAAUCUGAAGCAACCCAACAUCCUGCAACUUUAGCUUCACAACCUCACACCCUCCUUCACUCCCAACAGCCUCAUCAGCAGACUGAUUAUCAAAGAGCUACAGACCUUUCAUUUCUGGAGAAGUACACUCUUACAUCACAACCAGCUAAUAUUGUGCAUCCAGUUCGUGAUCAGAUGUUAGAUCCGAGAGAGCAAUCAUAUCUCGGAACUUUACUUGGACUUGACACGGGUACAUCAGUACAAAGUAUUUCCAAUGCAGACCAUUAAUUGCAAUGAACAGUUCACCCUCUGUAGACUCAUUGUUUUAUCCAGAAAAGUAAAAAAUGAACUUUUAAGUCAAAUCUGAUUUGAUAUCGAUUACAAAUUAUGUAGUAAAUUGGUAUGAUUUCCCUCAAUUAUCCUUGUUUUGGUAUCGGGUAUGUUAUAAUAAUGUAUUUUAAAAAGGAGGUAUUUGUCAUCUUUACGUUUACCUCUAGUCCUUCCAAUCUGAUUUCUGAGUGACAGUCAAGGCUUGGUAUUGUAUAUAACUGAAAUUAUGCUUCAGCACUGGUUUUAAGAGGACUUAAAUAAUUUUAAACAUUAACAUAUUCAAAAAUCCAAAGAUUAAUAUUGAAGAUUAAUAUUAAACUGAUCAUAUUUAUUGUUUGACCAUAAUGUCUUCAUUUUUGGAAGAUGAAAAGAUGGCUCAGCUUUAGGCCUAGUCAUCCUUAUUGUUUAAUGAAGGUUAUAUUCUACAUAAUAAUAAGUUAAAAAAGCAGUUUGAAAAAUCUGAAGGAUGCCUGAUUCUUUAAGUAACAUUUUAGUAAGAACCUGGGUUUCCCAAAUUUGACUUGUGGAAACAUCUUGCCAUCAGACUUGGUAAUAGCAAGAUCCCAUUCCCUCAGCCCCAUUGAAAGGAAAGUAGAAACCUUCUUUUACACUGAAAUGUUACGGGAAACAUAUACCAUUCGAAAUGUCAUCUUUUCCAUUAUGAGAAACUCCUAGAUAGCAAAAAAUCCUGAAAACCGGGAAUAAGAAAUCUUAAUGUUAAACCAGUUGGUAAAUGAAAAUAAAAUAUACCAUGUGAUGCUUCUAAAGAUGGGCUUUCACAAGGAAAAACUAAUCUGAAAUAUAGAUUAGCAGAGAAGGAAAUGUGUAGAGGCAUGAAGCACAGUAUUGAUUCAAAUCUUUAAUUUGAAGAAUUACAACUAUCGCAUCAAAAUGGUGGAAAAUCCACCCUUUUGAUUUUACUUCACACAUCAUGAAUACAAGGUCCUUUCAACCUGCAGAGUUGAGGGUAGUUCUACAAAAUUUAUAUGCCUACCUUGGGUAACUACUCAAACUGAAAUCAGCUAUAAUAGAGCACUCAGCAAACAGCUGCAUAAGAAACCAUUUGUCCUUUAAUUAUUGGUCAAAGUUGCUCAUAUUUUCAGAUAGUAUUGAAGUUUCUCACUGAAAUCCUUCUAAUUAGCUUCUAGAUUAUGAAAGGGCCACUGAUCAAUACAAGUUGCUUGCAUUCUACAUGUCAGAUGAGUAUUGAAAUGACAGUUGGAAGGGAGGAGGGAAAGGAAAAAAUAUGUUGGGUGUGUUCUACAAUGUAGGUAUUUUAAAUAUUUUUAACACUUGGAUAGGAGUAUUUUAUAUUAAAAAGUAUUCCUUAGUAUAUUUACAUUCUUUAAGAGAAUAUAAUUGUCCUACGAAUGCUGUGUAUUUAACUUUGGAUAACUUUUCUCGGCAACUAAUUUUGAAAGUAACUUUCCUGGGUUUCAUUAACACACCUAAAUCAUCUACACCUCUACACUAAAGUCAGUUAAGUGGAAACUUGAUGAAGUCCGUCGAGGAUAUUGCCCGGAGAAUGUAAUGUUUGUUCCUUGGUAUAAAGUGGGUUUGGUUUGUUUCAGAAUUAUUCCCUCUUCCUAGCCUAUUCUGAAUUUCAAUAUUUCAGCAGAUGAACAACUGCUUUUUUAAAAAUGUUAAUUUAAAUCAGUCAAUUAAUGCACUGCUAAGCAUGUAUUAUAUACUUUAGUUCCUUUCCCAAACUUCAGAGGGGUGACACCAGAGACACCUACUGCCUGAAUAGCUUGCGAAAGUUAGAUGAGAUUAUGUGGAGAAUUCAAAAAUAGAGAAAAUAAGAGUUUAACAAAUUUUCAGGAAAAACAUUAGAUUUGUUUUUCAUAUAGUACCUAGCUUGCCAACAGCAGGAAAAUAGAAACUCGACUGACACACAGACACAAUGCAUUUAAACACAGUGAAGGAAAAUCAAGGAUCUUGAUACUUAAAAUGUCUUAAAAACACAGGCAUCCUGAGUUUCUCCAAUUGAAAAACUUACUAGACUAAGUGAAUUUUAUAUAUAAAUAGAUUGUAAGUCAUAGCUUAUUGUUGAAUUGAACUGAAUCUAACAAACCUCUAAAGUAUAAAACUAAUACAAUGUUUUAAAUUUCCUUGCUAAAUAAAGAUUUAAAAGAAAAGUCAAAUGAGGAAAUAAAGUGAAAACUAUUGUGGGAGCAAAAUUGUCAUAAUAAAGCAUAUGCGCAUGCACCGUGCACUUUAGUAAAAUACCAAAAGUUUGAAACUAUCUGAAUAAAAUCAUGUGUAUGUAAGAUAUACUUGAAAAUUAAUGGCCAGGAUUUUUCGGGCAGUAGCAGUGCUUGCUGCUGACGUUGAACAGAUUUCAGCAUGAACCUACCAUGGUCCCAGUGACAAGAAUUUCAGCUGUCUUGAGGAAGGUUUCUCUCUCAACGUGGGUUGCAGUGAAGCCCAGCAGCGCAGGCUAAUUUGGGUGAAAGCAACAGGCAAUUGUAGGAUUGGUUAACAGUCACUGCAUCACCAAAACUGUAAAAAGUCUGAUAAAUCAUGGUAAAAAAGACAUAGGUUUUACUUUUGAAAAGGUUUCAUGUUCAGAAUGUUUCCAUUUUAGUUUAUUAAGUAUUUGCACAUUGAGAUGAGGCUGCUCAUCCAUCAAAGUACUAGUAUAAAAUUUUAAAGUAUAAUUAAUUAAUGAGUUGGCAAUUAGCCCAAAUUCACUCUGGUUCCUUACUUGGUGCUUGAAGUAGCCAACCCUUGAGAGUAGUAGUUUAGUGCACUCUAGUUUACAUGUGCACUUCAUAAGUUAGCGGCCUCUCCAAUGCCCAGUGGCGACGAAGCUGAACGCUUUGCUGCUACUGGCACUGCAAAAUCCCACCCAAAUGUUAAUUACACUGCAUUUUUACAAGUAAAUGUCAUUUGCAAGUAAUUUUUACAAGUUAAAAUUUACAAGAAGCUGAGGUCAAUCAUGGCGUUUGUUAGGAAUGCUGGCAGGAAAGAUUUUAUAAAGAGUCCAUUUUAUGUUUAGGACUCUAUUUUGUGUACUUCUAACAAGAGUUUUUAUAAUGAGACCCACUGGAGUGCUGAGCUAAUGUAAGUUGGUGUAAAGCUAAGAAUGAAGUUCAUGGAGGAGGUAUGGUAUAAGGGUCUUUUAGCUGAGUUUAAAAAGCCAAGACCAUUGUAAGGAAGAGAUAUGGGAAAGGUAUGGGUUUAAUUUCCCUGUGAUCAAACUCAGCGACUGUAACGUGAGGUGUCCUGCAAAAUUUGCAUCAUUGUAUGUGUUGGCUGUGGAUAUUGUUCCCUCUAAUAAAUUCAAUCAACGAA